CUGAUGCCUCAGAGCCAGCCACUGCAGUCCUCGCAAGCCCAGCCUCCUGUGCUGACACAGAGUCAGAGCCUCCCCCCACCUGCUAAUCACCCCCCGUCCGGACUCCAUCAGACUUCCAUCUCCACAUCAGCAGCCUCUAGUGGAAAUGUGCCGGUGGUGACAGCCUGCACGCUACCACCUAUCCAAAUCAAAGAAGAAGUCCCAGAUGAAGCUGAGGAACCAGAAAGCCCUCCCCCUCCACCCAGAAGUCCAUCACCAGAACCCACUGUGGUGGAUACGCCAAGUCACGCUAGUCAGUCGGCCAGGUUCUAUAAGCACCUGGACCGUGGCUACAAUUCAUGCUCGAGAGCAGACUUAUACUUCAUGCCUCUGGCAGGAUCGAAACUGGCCAAGAAGAGAGAAGAGGCCAUAGAAAAGGCCAAAAGAGAAGCAGAGCAGAAAGCGGAAAGAGAAAAGGAAAAAGAGAAGGAAAGAGAGAGGGAGCGGGAGCGUGAAAGAGAAGCUGAGAGAGCUGCGCAGAAAGUAUCCAGCUCCUCCCACGAAGGCCGCCUUGGAGAGUCUCAGCUCAGCGGGCCGGCACACAUGAGACCUUCCUUCGAACCCCCGCCGACGACCAUCGCUGCCGUGCCUCCCUACAUCGGCCCCGACACGCCCGCCCUGCGGACGCUGAGCGAGUACGCCCGUCCUCAUGUCAUGUCUCCAACAAACCGCAACCACCCCUUCUUUGUCCCCCUGAACCCCACCGACCCCCUGCUGGCCUACCACAUGCCUGGCCUCUACAACGUGGAUCCCACCAUUCGGGAGCGAGAGCUGCGCGAGCGGGAGAUCCGGGAGCGGGAGAUCCGGGAGAGGGAGUUGAGAGAGAGGAUGAAACCUGGCUUUGAGGUGAAGCCCCCGGAGCUCGAUGCCCUGCACCCGGCUACUAACCCCAUGGAGCAUUUUGCCAGGCACGGUGCACUGACUAUUCCCCCAACAGCAGGACCUCACCCGUUCGCUUCCUUCCAUCCGGGUUUGAACCCCCUCGAAAGAGAGAGACUUGCCGUGGCAGGCCCCCAGCUGCGGCCUGAGAUGAGCUACCCCGACAGACUGGCGGCGGAGCGGAUCCACGCGGAGCGGAUGGCCUCGCUCACCAACGACCCCUUGGCACGGCUCCAGAUGUUCAACGUCACCCCUCACCAUCACCAGCACUCACACAUACACUCGCAUCUACACCUACAUCAGCAGGAUCCCUUACAUCAAGGUUCGGCAGGACCUGUUCACCCACUGGUGGAUCCUUUAGCAGCUGGACCCCAUUUGGCACGUUUUCCCUACCCACCUGGGACCAUCCCCAACCCAUUGCUAGGGCAGCCACCUCAUGAGCAUGAAAUGCUCCGACAUCCAGUCUUUGGUACUCCUUAUCCACGAGAUCUGCCUGGUGCCAUUCCACCUCCUAUGUCAGCAGCCCACCAGCUGCAGGCCAUGCAUGCCCAGUCAGCAGAGCUGCAAAGACUGGCAAUGGAGCAGCAGUGGUUGCAUGGGCAUCCUCACAUGCACGGUGGUCAUCUACCAAGUCAGGAAGAUUAUUACAGUCGACUGAAGAAAGAAGGCGACAAACAGUUGUAAUAAAUUAUUUAUUUGUAAUGCUGGCUAUGGAAACCCCAGUCCUUGGGAAGGAGUGGAACAUUUUUACAUACAAUAAGAGCUACAAAAGGAAAAGAAUAUCUUAUAAAGAUUUCUUUAUAUAUUUAAAACAGAAACAACCACCCAACAAGUAGAGACUUAUCAGCAUAGUGUUCAUUUGUAGAGAAGAUUUCUCAAGACUGGCGUGGGUCUCCCUGCAUGACAACGUAUUCAGAAGCCUAUUGAAAAUACAGGACUGUGUGGAAUAUUCAGAGAACUUCCUGCAAUCUUGUUUUUUUUUUUUUCUUACUAGUUUGUUUUGAGUAGGUGCUAGAAUCAGGUUCACAACACAAGUCACUGUGCGUGAAGAGACACUCAAUGCAUCUAUAGCUAUUUUAAAAAAAACAAGGAUUGCAAGUAGGUGACGUAACAAGCUCUGAAUCCAAGUGCUAUAAUAAUAAAAAUUACUUUUAUUUUAAUACAUUGUAGGAAAUCUUCAUAAUUUUAAAGAGAGCUCAGUUCUGCAGCAUGGCUUUUUAAGUCUGUAAAUAACUUUUUUUGGGUAGAGGGGAGAAACAAAACAAAACAAAACUCCAGAAAC
Messenger RNA from Merops nubicus (carmine bee-eater), 2200 nucleotides. RefSeq names its product arginine-glutamic acid dipeptide (RE) repeats (gene RERE). The transcript is spliced from 8 exons. Gene Ontology annotation, cellular component: nucleus. The record is from RefSeq and is a predicted model, not a curated record. The annotation marks the transcript as partial. Lineage: Eukaryota; Metazoa; Chordata; Aves; Coraciiformes; Meropidae. Gene Ontology annotation, molecular function: transcription corepressor activity.